AUGGCUGGAGUGCAGACAGUCCGGUUGGCACCCGCGUUUAUGGGAGAGCAGGCCACAUACGGCCCCAGCUACCAUGGUGGCCUCGCACCACCACCAGAGUGGUGGCUGCAGUUCGUCCACGUGUUCGCUCCAUGCCAGCUGGCACAGCUGCAGCAGACCUACCACAAUACCUGGGCUCAACCUUGCCACUGGCAAACGCGCCAGUCGACAUACCCUGUCAACCCCAUCCUGUAUUACUUUACACCCACAGCUUUCACACAUCAACCGCCGUUUUACCCGGCCUGUACUUCACUGCCACUUCACACCAACCAGCCUUUCCCCCAGCCCCCGGUUUCAUAUGCGCAGCCAUCUCCGAUCCAGCGCCCUGUUGCCACUCCCACACGACUAUCCACACUGACCCCUGCAAAACCUUCCUGGGCAGACAUGUCGGAGGAGGCUCCACCCAGCCAGAUGGACGAAUUGCCAACUCUGCUUCCCAAGCCCAACAUGGGUAACGGGAAGGGCAAGGGCAAGUCCAAAUCAAACAAGAAGCCAAAAGCCAGUGGCAAAGGCAACCACCAUGGCAAUGGCUUCAAUCAUUCCUGGAGCUACGGCUACUACGACUGGUAUUGGUUUCCCGUUGCGGAUUCCGUUCGUCGACCAACCGACCCACUGUUUGUGGACGCGAGAGGUGGCUUCGAGUCGGACGAAAAGCCGAGCCAGGGGCUCGAGCGGACCCUGUUCUUCUUCUAUGAUGACAUUCGCCAUCGGUGGCAGGUUGCUCCAGAAGUGGGUGCCAAGGGCUUGAGCGUGCUUGCCCGCAGCCCCGUGGGCUGGGAUGAGGUCUUCUCCCCGAACGGACCAGAGGCUGCCUUGACCAGGGAAGUCGGCCCUCCCAGGCCAUCGGGUUGCUGGCAGAUCCGGCUCAACGAGCCUGCCCUGGCCAUCCACUCGAGACGUUCCAAGCAAAUGACGGAGAUCCCGCAAGAGGCAUCACAACUCUUUCAGGACUGCGAGGCUCUCUCUGUUCUUGCACUGGAAGACCGGGCACCCGCACGCACCGUCAGCUUCCAGUAUGAAGGGCCAGGUGAAGAGCUCCAGGUGCUUGCAGAGCAUCCGCUGGCUGGAGAUUUCAGAUUGCUGCGACAGAGAUACGGAAAGCGUCCCGUAUAUCGCCGCUCCGCUUUGCAGCCUUGUGGACCUGGGCCAGGCUUGCCUGUCCAGCCCGGCUUGUUUCUUUUCUUCGAACCACGGCUUGGAUACUGGGUUGUCAGCACAAUUUCGCCACUGGCUUCAAACCAUGCUGUCGCGUUUGCCAGACCAGACCUGCCGGGUCGAUUUGGACAGGUCCUGGCCAGGACCGGGCCUGACUGGACGCCCGUGCUGCCGCAGGACGCAAGGGACUGGGACGCAGCUGACAGCCAGGGCCCGGGUUCCCACUAUCGGCUUGGGCCGGCAAGAGCACCACCCAGCACACUGCUGUCGGAGCAGCUGAUGCCAACACCGUGGCUGCACUUGGUAGCCCUGGGCACCGACACACCUGCCAAGAUGGUGUGCCUAAGUGGCUUCGGUGACAGGUUGCAUACUCUCAAUGGCUCCUAUGAGCUGCUCCCGGAGUCCGCGUGGGCAUCCAGAGCUGCAUGGGCACGAGUGCCGUCCACGGCGGAGGAUGUGGAGUAUCCCAAGUACAUCUUCUUCUGGCCAGAGACGGGUCAUUGGAUUAUCGGUCCGGACCUGCACACAGCGCAGACAGGUCUUGCAAGAAAUGGGCCAGGCCGAUGGGCUGCUCAGUCUCCUGACCACUGUCCAGGCCGAUGGGCUGCCCUGAAUGGACAUUCGUUUGCAGAAGACCCGAAGAUCUUUUGUCGCAGGCAGAAGGCAAGCGGUGGAGUCGAAACCUUCGGCUUGUCGUGUCCCUCCUCCCCGCGGCAAAGCCUGGGACCGCGUGCAAAAGCCUUGCCGCUGUCCCCGAGAAGCACUCAUAGGAGCAUACUCUCUCCAGCUUCGGAGGCGAAUUCGCCCAGUCCAUCACGGAACUUGCCAUCCGGCCCGCCAAAGAGCGCGAGACGGCCUGACGGAACAAUUUCCACUCCUACCCGCAAAGCAGGUAUGGAAGAGAACAAAGAAGGCACAAGUCCACAAGUCAUGCAGCAGAAGGAAGUCAGGAUGGAGCUGUCCAAAGAAGGCAGCUUGGGUACAGCGCGCACCCAAAGCUUCAAGCCGCCCAUAAGACCUACCAGCCCUCGCAGCCGGCGGGGAGCAAGCCCAUCACGAGCUGCAAGCCCGGCACGUGCUGAAAGGGGCAUUGUUUGGCGACCUUGA
Messenger RNA from Symbiodinium sp. CCMP2456, 2301 nucleotides. Lineage: Eukaryota; Dinophyceae; Suessiales; Symbiodiniaceae. The record is from the annotation of a GenBank genome assembly.